AUAAACACCACCUACCUCUUAAAAGACUGACAAUUCUUGAUGUCGAAACAAUGACACGUAAAUAGAUUUGAAAUCGUUUCAAAAAGUGAGCGAUGCAUCGAAUGCAUUCCGAGAAUAUCGAUGCCUAAUCAGUCUUGUAUCUAAUUGCUGUUAUUUUAUUUUCACUUGUUACGUAUGUGGUAUAGUUAAGCUCUUAUUUUUGUUCAUAAUGGUACGCUCGGUAGUGUGUGAGUCCCAUCUGGAGGAUUAUGUUCGGUGCCUUUCCAAAACACGAGCCACCUCCGUUGGACUGUUGAUUGGACAGCCUUCUAGUACAAACAAGGACUACGUCAUUCAUUUAAACAAAAUCAAGGAUGGGGAUGACACAAACCAGGAAACCAAAGGACUUCUGGACAUUGAUAAUCAGCACGUUUCACAGCAUGCGUUGAUCGAAACCCGCGCUCUUCCCGGGGGAUUCUACGUGUUGGGAAUUUUUGUGAUCAACCCGAAGAGCGUGUUCGAGGAUCCAACCCUGAUGAAUAAAGUGAAAACGAUGUUGGUUGAUAUGCGACAUACAUUUAACUCGAACAGUCUCCUUCACGGGAAUUGUGAUGAAUUGGAUGGCGGCGAGAAGCUGGUCCUCUCCUAUUCAUCUAGCAGCAAUGUGUUCGGUUGUAAAACGGUCGCAUUGAAGUCGGAGCAUUUAUCCACCAAACCGUGUGACUGGAAAUUUCAAGCUCAGGCCAUGUCUUGGCAUUCUAUGAGUACAUUUUUCGAGACCAAUGAUACAUAUGCGCUUGAACAGAAAAACGGAGAGCCAUACGAUACCGAAGCCAACCUGUCGGGCUGCGUUGAGAUACUUAAGCAACAGUUGGCAAAAGGCAUUGUGUACUUCGAGGGUGGACCGGUUGAUGGGGCGCAAUUGAUUGAAUCUGUGCUGAAGCACAAGAAAGAUGAACCGUUUCUCGUCCAUCUUUAUGCACCAUCGCAAUCAAACGUUGACAUUUCCGACAAAGCGAUUCAAACAUUCGAUGGAACGAUGAAGUUCGACGGUAUUAUCAGUUGCAAUAUUUUUGUGCAUCCAAAAAAUACAUUCGCCGAAGCGGAAGCAUUUAUAAAAGCAGACAUCAUACGCUCGCUAAUGUCACGCGUCCAAAUACACUGUGAUUCCCUAGUUCAGGUGGAGGGUGCCAUCCAGGAUAGUAUAAUGCUGAACGAAUUGCCUCGUCGAAUUUAUUUCCGCAUUGGUGCCAAAUCGAACCAGAUUUGUUUCUGUGAGUAUCUCUUCCGAGAGGAAAUGAAGGAGGCAGCUAUUCCGCAAAUCCAAGCCACGUUGGAUCUGUCUGUAACCCCUAAGGAAUUGAUUGCUACCGUGGAGGUCAUUGCGGAAAUAAAGGAGGAAGAACAACAGGAUUCCAAUGGGGCUGGGGAGAAGAUUGAGGAAAGGUUGAGUGUCCUGCUCGACCAGAGGGCUAUACUGGCUUCCAUCGUAGUGCUGAUUGUUGGUAUAUUAGUGUUUUUGUUGACGAAAUAAAAUUUUGUAAAUGUU
Molecule: messenger RNA, 1528 nt
Organism: Toxorhynchites rutilus septentrionalis
Lineage: Eukaryota; Metazoa; Arthropoda; Insecta; Diptera; Culicidae
Product: protein odr-4 homolog
Exons: 3
Coding region: 209-1513 (434 amino acids)
Biological process (GO): intracellular protein localization
Cellular component (GO): endomembrane system
Source: RefSeq, a predicted model, not a curated record